Molecule: messenger RNA, 1840 nt
Organism: Acanthaster planci (crown-of-thorns starfish)
Lineage: Eukaryota; Metazoa; Echinodermata; Asteroidea; Valvatida; Acanthasteridae
Source: RefSeq, a predicted model, not a curated record
UUGAAACCAAAACUGCACCAGCUAAUCAAAUUGUAUUGAUAAAUUCCAUUAGCCUAUAGUUUUUCUGUAACAAAAGUCAGAAUGUCUCUAAAGUUUGGAAGGCAUAUAAAGUCACUCAACAACGAGAUUUUCAUUCACGGUGGUUUUCUCUUUCGAGUAUACCUGGCCAUUUGGUCCAUUUCCAUUCAGAGACUUGACUUCCCAGAUUUUGAGAAUGACUACCAUAUGGAGGCUGGUGGCUCUUGCAGCUGCGUUUGCGCCAGUUUCAUCUUCGGCCGGAAUGGAAUCCGAUCUCGAAGUUCUGCCAUCCAAGGAGGAGCAGCUGAUUCAACUGCUCAGUGAGGAUUUGGCUGAAAUGACUCCACAAGAAAUCGCCAAGUUUCUCCUUGUCGACUUUAAUUCCGUUAGUGUUUCAGAAGUCACGGAUAAAGGACUUUCAGGUCAAUGCACGCUAUCUAAACAAGAUCUCUCAGCUGAGUGCUGCGCCACAUUGUCUUUCAAGAUCUUCUGGACACGCCACACUCUCACCGGUUGCGCUUCCGUCAAGGUUCUUACAAAAGCAUUUGGCCUUCACAUCAAAAUAACCGCCUUGGGUCACACAAUUUACGACAAAGAGAUAUCAGCCCGUGAACCACCGGCGAUUUGCGUAGGCGUCCCUAAAAUAAAACUGGCUAAAGUUUGCCUGGACCUCCGUAACGUCCAAUGGAGCAACGGCUUUCAUGCAUGUGUUGCAUUUGAAGUCCAUCUCCUUUUCAAGACUCUGUUGGAUGUUCAACUUGGAUGCAUUGACGUCUAAAAAGGUUGACCUAACUAUCCAGCUGUUAAAGAAAACUCUCCGAUCGUAAUUAUUCCAGCAGAAUUAGAUUAGACUAACCUGCAUGCUCUGCUUCUUAAUGCUAUUAGAGUAUAACUGACACAAAGCGCGUGCGCUAUAUAAGAUUUUUCCCGAUACAUCGCACAAACCUAAAUCUUUUUAGAGAAAACUUUUGAUUCAGACUAGUGUGUAGAGGAAUUUUUUGUUACUUUUUAAAGUUGAUGAAUUUCAGCGCAAUAAACAACAUCUGGAGCAACCGUACACAUUGAUGACAAUUUAAAUUUCAGCAAGCCUUUGCUUGUAUCAAAGAAAUUACGUAUAGAUUCAGUAAAUAAACUUUCCUGUUCAAAACAGUGCCCUCCAUUAUGUAUGCAUUGGCCAAGUCAUAAAUAUUUCACUACUGACUAAUUUUUUUUCCAAGUGCACAGAGGGAAAAGUGAACAUUCUCUGCAGUCACAUAUCAAAGGAGGAAAUUCACAGAUUUCUAAUAGGGGAACACGGGGUGCAGGCAUCCACUGUGGUCACCUGCCACUGACUCAAGCGGGUUAGACAUUUUUGAUCGAUGUUUAACAGCAUUUAUUAUUUAGCGUAGUAAAUCUGACCAUGAUUGGUUGACAGAUUACCAUUAUUAUUAGUAUAUCUUUGAAGAAGACGGUGAGUCAUAGUUUUUCAAGCAACUGGUUGGCAGAUGUCUCAGCUGCGAAGAGCAGUCUCCAAAUCUCUCCUUGCAGUUAAGAUUUUAAUUUCUUUGCACUUGUUUAAUUUUGAUCUUUGCACUUUGUCCGUAUCCACAUUGCUACAAUUGCGUCAAAACGUGAACAUGAUAGGCAUUUUAGAUUCUAUCCGUGUAUGAUCAUCACAUUUUCUUGUUUUGUUGUGGGAAUUGAACACAAUUAGCCUGAAGUUAGUACCCACAGAACAAAGUAUAACGUUGUUAACAGCAAGAUAGCAAGAUAUUGUCAGGUGCAAAUCCCCCCAAAAUUGGAUCUUUUGGGGAGUAUAUGAAUAAUAUAAUAGAUACAACGA